This is a messenger RNA of Diaporthe citri, 567 nucleotides long. RefSeq lists its product as uncharacterized. The record is from RefSeq and is a predicted model, not a curated record. NCBI's taxonomy places the organism in Eukaryota, Fungi, Ascomycota, Sordariomycetes, Diaporthales, Diaporthaceae. Bases 1 to 567 code for a protein of 188 amino acids. The transcript is spliced from 3 exons.
AUGUCGCGGCUCACAACUAUCCUCGCGACCAUCCUCCUGGCCCUCGCCGGCCUCGCAGCAGGCCUCCCCGCAAGCCCUAACCUCGCCGCGCGCACCACCUUCAGCCUCGUCCACCGCAGCGUCGGUCUUGGUAGGGACACCGUCCGCGAGGACGACCGGCUAGAACGGCGCGACUUCACGUGGACCAACUCCAAGUCCCCGCAGGACCUGUGCGGUGACAGCACCUUCGCGACGAGCGAUGACGACGAGGGCCCCUCGGUGGCACACUGCAAGACGUUCCUCGACUGGGUCAAGGAUAGGGACGGUUUCUGGCUGGUGACGGCGUUCGGCUCGGCCGGCUCGUGGGAGGAGUUUUCGCGCGUCGAGUCGUGCGUCGUCGCGGUCCGGCAUACCGACUCGUCCACUGGGACCAUCCCGAUCGGCAACCAGGACGUCAGCGACAUCAUCACGUCCGUAGUCUCACAGUAUGGUGACGGUGUUGACAAGCUGCCAUCGGUACGGGGCAUGAUGGGCUGCAAGCGGGAUCCUUCCUCGGCGGGAGUGGAGUGGAAGGUUUAUACGGACUGA